Paramuricea clavata is the source of this 1422-nucleotide messenger RNA. NCBI's taxonomy places the organism in Eukaryota, Metazoa, Cnidaria, Anthozoa, Malacalcyonacea, Plexauridae. The record is from the annotation of a GenBank genome assembly.
CUUUUGGAAGAUGGUGCUGCUCACGUGAGUGGUUCUCUGAUGCCGAAAGCAAAAACUCUGCGACCGCUCUAGCGUCCUCCUUUACCAACGAGUUAAAUUCUGCUGUUGAUAGGUUAUUCCCGUCUAAGGUUAUUAGAAUUCAUAACUCUGACAAACCAUGGAUGACGCCUGCAUUAAAAAAACUGAUUUAUCAAAGGCAAAAAGCCUUUCAUUCUGGUAACCUUGACCUCUGGCGUCACUAUAGACUUAAAGUCCGAAACGACAUAGGAGUGAAAAAGCGUGCAUAUUAUACGAACAAGGUACAACACCUAAAAUCCAGUGACUCCAGAAAAUGGUGGGACUGUGUUAACCAGAUGUCCGGGAAAAAAAGAUCUGCAACCAAUAACAUUAAGAUCGUUAAGAAUGGUACCACUCUAUCUGGUAAAGAUCUCGCCCAAUCACUUAACACCUAUUUCUUAAGCGUGAGUAAUGACCUACCACCACUGAAUCCUCUCCUGCUACCUGCCUUUCUCCCUGCACCUAGGCCUGUACCAAAAAUUUUCCCUGACGAAGUUUGCACUAAGAUGCUCAAUACAAAAGUUUUCAAAUCCAGCGGUCCUGACAAUAUUCCUAACCGGAUUAUUAAGGAUUUCGCGUACGAAUUGGCCGAACCUGUAUGUCACAUCUUUAAUACAUCUCUGUCCACUGGUGAAUUCCCUAACAUAUGGAAAGAUGCGUUAAUUACACCAAUUCCUAAAGCGCCAUCCGUAUCCUGUGAGGAGGAGUUGCGCCCAAUCUCCCUUACAGCCUCUUUGUCCAAAAUUCUUGAGGACUUUGUGGUCAAUUGGAUGGUGGAUGACGUGAAACAUAAAAUCAACCCGCAACAAUUUGGUUGCCUUAAAGGAACCUCUACAACGUUUUGCUUGAUCGAUAUGAUCAACAAUUGGCUAAGAACAUUGGAUGAUAAAUCGAGCUAUCUGCGGAUCGUUUUCCUCGAUUUUAGUAAAGCCUUCGAUCGCAUCGACCAUAAUAUCCUGGUCCCAAAGUUGCUGGCCCUUGGCGUCAGAUUGUCGCUUAUUCCAUGGAUAUGCAGCUUUCUCUCAAAUCGCCGUCAAUCGGUAAAGAUCGACAAUUUCCAAUCUGAUUGGGGCAUCAAUAACGCAGGUGUCCCUCAAGGAACUAAGUUGGGCCCUAUUUUAUUCAUAAUUAUGAUCAAUGAUCUUGAACUGGCAUCCUCUAGCACUGACCAUUGGAAAUACGUGGAUGACGUAACAAUAUCGGAGUCCUUAAAGAAAAAUGAAGUUUCAGUCCUACAAUCUGAUCUUAACACAAUUGAAAGAUGGACUGUUAAUAACAACAUGAAAUUGAACGGAAAGAAAUGCAAAGAAAUGAUAGUGAGUUUCGUCCAUGGCGAGAAUGACAUCCCCCGACUCCUCAUUGAUG